CUCCGUAGGAAGCUGAAAUUGAGAAAGGAAACCGAGACUGUAGGAGAAGGGCAAUUAAGAUGUCGUUAAAAACAAGACGGCCGGUGCGGACAGCAGUGUAGAAGUUAGCAAGCUGGAGUGGGCAAUGUAGGUGCCCCAUCUGUAACCUAUGGGAGUCACCAGAGCGGGGGCGGAGUCCCAUGACGGCCACACCCCGUCCGCCUCCGCAGUCCUUUUACUGGAGAACCGCAGUAAAAGGCGGAAACCGCAGAGGCGUCUUGAUCUUCCGGCCCUGGGGUUAGACUGGCCGCAGCUGGAGAGGUGCCAGCCCGUCAUGGAUGGCUAGAGCCAGCCUCCUGCCUUCCGUCUUCCAGGCAGAACCACAGAGAGGCUACAGCCGUCCUGGCCUCCCUCCGGCCCUGAGAGCUCCUCUGGCCUGUCUCAAGCCUUAACGUCUCAAGCGCAGACUGCCGGCUCCGAACGGGGAGACCAGGCUUCUGCACCGGAAACAAGGCACCGGUUGUGACGUCACAGCCGCAGAGCGCCCGACCUCCCAGAAGGCACCGCGUCCCUGCCGUUCUCAACUGGCGGCGGCGCGAACGAAUAGUCGCCGGCGACCUGUGAGGGCACUCGGAAGGGCGAGGGGAGGGCUCGGCCGCUCGCGCCUAGUUUUCCUAUCUCUCCCGGAGCCUGAGUCUCUGAGCCGUCCCCAGCAAACGCUCAGGGGCUGCAGAGGCCCUGAGAGGUGAGGGGCUCCGUGAGGGCGGGAACCAGGCUGAGGCCGCCUCUGGGGAGCGGAGCGUGUCCGUUGCUGAGGGAGCAAGGCCGGGUAGGGAGCCUGGUGAGCGCCUCAGGCAGGGGCGCACGCUGAGCUUUACCGUAAAGGUGUUCCUUGACCAGCGGAAGAGGCCCCAGAGUGAGCCUGGCCCGGCGGUCCUUAGUGGGAUGUCGCCUGCCGCUCUCAGCAGAGCUUUGACGGCGGAGAGGAGUCGGCAGGCGGUGUGUGGACACCUCCUCGGCCUUGCGUCUGCUCCCCGGGAGAGUCACCAACCGCCUCCCCGCCCAAAGGGCACCGGAGGGAGCUUCGGUUCGAGGGCUUGGCUCUCUGGCAGAUUUCCUCUAGUAAGAGGUGGCUCUGGAGGCCCCGCGAAACGAGUGUGGUGUGUGGUUGCAAGGCAUGAUGGCUGCAAAAGUGGUUCCUAUGCCCCCAAAGCCAAAGCAGUCCUUUAUACUGAGAGUUCCGCCAGACUCCAAGCUGGGCCAAGACCUACUUCGAGAUGCCACUAAUGGGCCCAAGACCAUCCACCAGCUAGUGCUGGAGCACUUCCUCACCUUCUUGCCCAAGCCAAGCCUGGUCCAGCCCAGUCAGAAAGUCAAGGAGACCUUGGUUAUUAUGAAAGAUGUGAGCUCAAGCCUUCAGAACAGAGUGCAUCCUCGUCCCUUGGUGAAGCUUCUGCCCAAAGGAGUCCAAAGGGAACAAGAGACAGUGUCUCUGUAUUUGAAAGCUAACCCUGAGGAGCUGGUGGUCUUUGAGGAUUUGAAUGUAUUUCACUGCCAGGAAGAAUGUGUGAGCUUGGAUCCUACUCAACAACUCACCUCAGAGAAGGAAGAUGACAGCAGUGUCGGGGAAAUGAUGUUACUGGUCAAUGGCAGUAAUCCUGAAGGUGAAGAUCCUGAGAGGGAACCUGUAGAAAAUGAAGAUUAUAGAGAAAAGUCUUCAGAUGAUGAUGAAAUGGAUUCUUCCUUGGUCUCUCAGCAGCCUCCCGAUAACCAGGAAAAGGAACAACUAAAUACAUCCAUUCCACAAAAAAGGAAAGUGAGAAAUCUGUUAGUUACCAUUGAGAAUGAUACUCCUCUAGAGGAACUCUCAAAAUAUGUAGACAUCAGUAUUAUUGCCCUUACUCGAAAUCGGAGGACAAGGAGAUGGUACACUUGUCCACUGUGUGGGAAACAGUUUAAUGAAAGUUCUUACCUCAUUUCCCACCAGAGGACCCACACUGGAGAAAAACCCUAUGACUGUAAUCACUGUGGGAAAAGCUUCAAUCAUAAAACAAACCUCAAUAAACAUGAGCGAAUUCAUACAGGAGAGAAACCUUAUUCCUGUUCUCAGUGUGGAAAAAACUUUCGUCAGAAUUCUCAUCGGAGUCGUCAUGAAGGAAUCCAUAUAAGGGAGAAGAUAUUUAAGUGUCCAGAAUGUGGGAAAACCUUCCCAAAGAAUGAGGAGUUUGUGCUUCAUCUGCAGAGUCAUGAGGCUGAGAGACCAUAUGGUUGCAAAAAAUGUGGGAGAAGAUUUGGUCGGCUGUCAAACUGUACCCGGCAUGAGAAAACCCACUCAGCCUAUAAGACCCGAAAGCAGAAGUAAUACUGGGAACCCUUUCUGGGUCUGAUGGUGCUGCCUCAACCUGAGAGCUUUCAUAAGUAGUUCUGAAUUCCCAAGCUGCCUAAAAAGAUACAAAUGUGUAAAAACCUCAUUAUUGCCAAAAUUGGAUAAAUGCCCAUCUUAGCUAAAACCUCAAAUGGCUAGAAAAUUCACAGGGAAGAAAACAUUUCAAGGGCUAUACCUCAGCAUCUAGGCUUUUUGGACUAAGGAGCUUUCCUUUUUGAAGUUAUAUGAUAAUGUACAGGUCACAGAUCCCCUUUCCCAACACUUUGAAGAUGAAUCUGGAGUCUGCUUACUUGCAAGGCAAAGAGUGACUUGUGUCUAUUGAAAGUAUAUCCAUUUUCCCCCCACAUGGGGAUUCAUACUUGAGAAAUAGUGCAAAGAUGCUUAUCUGGAACUGUGUUCUGGUGAAAGAACCAAACUACUGGCUUGUUAGCCAACAGCUUCUGAUAGCAAUUCAUAUAACCCUCUAAGAAUACCUGUUUAAGUCUUGAGUGUUGAAAGGAAUUGUUUACUUUGGAAUAUAGGAAAACAGUUGAAUGUCAGACUCUCAUUUGUGUGUGAUCUAAAUUUGCAAUCAAUUUCAAUAAUAUUUGCAAUUUGUGAUAAAACUGACUUUUACAGAUUCCUUUUCACAACAUAAUUCAGGUGUCUACUGUUCUUAUUGUAUUUUGUUCAGCUGUUGAUCUCUCCAGCAGCCGUCUCAUGCCUCUCCCUUGCUAAAAGAAGUUUGGAUUACGCAGGCAGGGCCAUGCAGCCCCACCACUAGAAAAGCUCUUCAGAAUCUUGUCCCUCUGUUGAGCCCAGAUAUCAUGUGCUAGGAAGGAAACCCCAAGACCCAGAGAGGAAGGGUCAAUCUGGAGGCAGGAAAAAGUUGGCUUGGAUCUAUGUCUCAUCAAUAACCUUACCAUAUGCUUAGGUCCCCUCUAUGCCAUCAUCAGACCUUUGGCAAUGGGGUGGUCACUACCUCACAAGGCAAAGUGUUGUAUGAUUAGAAAUUACGUCUCCAGUGGUUAGCUCACAUUGCCUCUCAAGAGACAGGUUUCCAGGUGUCUUCAUUGUAGUGGGUAUUAAUUGUCUUCAGCCUCUUGAUAUCCAUACCUUCCUGUCCUCUGCCUAGAAGCAAGGCCAGCGGUGCCUUUACGGGACUGAUCGUGUGGUGUGAUUUAGGGAUUCUUCAGUUUUGCUUGCUUUAGGUUUCCAAAAGUUAUACAUUGGUGUUUUGAUUGGAAUAAAGAAAUCCUAUAAGCUAUUUGGGAAAAAUUAUAGUGUAUGUUUCCCAUCCAGAAACUUGCCUUUCUGUUUAUUAGAGUAUUAUAUUCCUGUGAAAAUUUUUCUAAUUUUCUUCACUUGUUUUACACAAUUUUGUUAUUGUAGUUUUUUCCAUUAUAUUUUUAUAGUUGAUUAUUGCUUUUACAUGGGAAAGUUAUUUUUAAUUAUGUAUUUGUAUAACUAGUCACCUCACUGAAUGUUGUUAAUUUUCAAUAGUUUCUUGGUUUAGUUCUGUUAACAACUUUUGGUAAAAUGACACCAUCUACAAAGAAUAGUUUUGUUUCUUGC
This is a messenger RNA of Pan troglodytes (chimpanzee), 3919 nucleotides long. It is a transcript of the gene ZNF200, whose product is annotated as zinc finger protein 200. Gene Ontology annotation, biological process: regulation of transcription by RNA polymerase II. The record is from RefSeq and is a predicted model, not a curated record. The coding region runs from base 1157 to 2341 and encodes 394 amino acids. Gene Ontology annotation, molecular function: RNA polymerase II cis-regulatory region sequence-specific DNA binding; DNA-binding transcription factor activity, RNA polymerase II-specific. The transcript is spliced from 6 exons. Lineage: Eukaryota; Metazoa; Chordata; Mammalia; Primates; Hominidae.